AUGCCAGAUGCAACUUGGCUUCGGUUGUUGAUUCCCAGGCGAAACGCCGAAGCCGACACACGCACACCGCGGAUGGCGACGCAGUCCAACUCCCGGCUCCAGCGUUACAUUCAGACUGAGGCUGUAGACACGGUACCAUCGCCCCAGGCGCACUAUGGUGCCUUAUUGGCUGAUGGUAUUUCUGGCCCACUAAUCAUUCACAGUCCACAAGACCCUCUUGUUCGAGGUAGAGAUUUUGAUACCGACCAAAUCAUCUUCAUGAACGAUUGGUACCACGAUCCAAGCACCACCAUCGCGCGUAAACUUUUAUCAACCAAGGGUUAUAAUGGAACUCUAGCAGCUCCAUCUCCGAAUAGUGGAAUGCUAGUGAUGCAGCCCGACGUCUUGAAGCAAACAGUCUUACCACAAGCAAACCAAGGUCUCUGUCCAAAGCUUGGGAGUAAUUGA
Messenger RNA from Puccinia triticina, 447 nucleotides. RefSeq lists its product as uncharacterized. The coding region runs from base 1 to 447 and encodes 148 amino acids. The record is from RefSeq and is a predicted model, not a curated record. The transcript is spliced from 5 exons. NCBI's taxonomy places the organism in Eukaryota, Fungi, Basidiomycota, Pucciniomycetes, Pucciniales, Pucciniaceae.